GGCAUUUCUGCAAUCGAGGCUCCAGUUCGUAGGCCAAUUUUUGUAAAGAUUUGAAACUGGAGACAGAUACAGCCCGAAGAUAAGCAGAGCAACAGGAAAUUUACCGUUUUGCCUUCAGCAGAAAAGAAUAAAACAUGGAGUCAAAUGUUCUUUACAAUGUUCAUGUUGGGCUUGAAACACCUGGAGACCAGCCUCCUUCUUGUGUGGCAAAGGACUAUGGCUAUUAUCAUUAUUGUAUAGAUGGCUUCAAUGACGUUGGCUGGGGUUGUGGCUACAGAACUUUGCAGACUAUUUGUUCAUGGGUACACCUAUCAGUCUCUAUUGAGAAAAAGCCAGGUUUUACCAUACCAUCUGUGCAAGAAAUUCAAAGGAUUCUCAUAAACAUUGGUGAUAAAAAGGAUGAUUUUUUUGGUUCAAAGAGUUGGAUUGGAAGCUUUGAAGUCUGUCUUGUAUUGGAUCAAUUGUAUGAUAUACAGUCAAAAAUUGUCCAUAUACGACCAGGAUGUUUAAAUGUUAUAGAAACUGAGUUCUUGAAAGAUCAUUUUAUGAAUUUUAAAUCUCCGGUAAUGAUGGGUGGUGAUGUUGACAAUGCUUCUAAGUGUAUCCUUGGUAUAACUCAUAAUUCAAAACUCAGAGAAAGAGAAGUAUACCUGUUAGUGCUUGAUCCACACUUCACAACAGCUGGUGAAACCACAGCCAAAGAUCUACAAAGAGAUGGAUGGGUUUCCUGGAGAAGAUUAAGUGACUUCGAUCAGAACUCAUUUUAUAAUUUCUGUUUACCACAAGUUUCAGCAAUAUAAUACAAGAGACAAUUUUGAUAUUUUUCUCUCAGGCUUUUCUCGGGAUGUGUCUAGAUGCCACUUUCACAAGAUGUUGUCUAUCCAUAUCUGUGGAGGUGUUAAUAGAGUGGGAAAGUGAAAACAAUAGAUCUGUAAUUAAGAAUUUUUUAAUUAAGAAUUUAGCUAAAAGAGCACUGUGAAAUACUUCUGAAUGGUCACACCAGCCCAAACUUGUAUAUGAGUUUUCUGUAUGAUCUAUUUAUGAGCCAGGCAAAAAUAUAAAUUAACCAAACUUAAGCUUUUAACUACCCAUAUCCGAAACAGUUUUAGCACAUCUAAGGACGAUUUGUAGCCAUUUUAGAAAAAGUGACCCAACUUCUCAUAACUGAAUUGUUUGAUAUUAUUACUUCUUUCCCAAAAGGGUUUCUUGCAUAAAUGCUUGCUACCCUCGUUACUUUUUUACCUUAUUGGUAACUUCUAAAGAGAUGACGAGAGUACCAGAAAAUUUCAAUUUUUUCAAAGAUCAAAAGGCAGUAAAUUUAUUCUUUUCAAUAUUAUUUAAUAUGUUAGUUACAAUAUUUCCAUUUCACCUAAAGCUGCUAUUAAUCUGAAUUUUUUUCUAUCAGAUAUCUUUGAUAGCUUGUUUGGCAUUUUAUGGUUAGGCAAUGAUAAAAACUAAAGACUUUAUGUUCUUGAGGUUCGAAACUCAGAUGCUUUUUAAAUAUUAGUUCACCAGAAUGGCAAGAUUUUAGGCACCACCUCGACUGUAAAGAAGGAGGGUAAUUUAAAUACGGCACAGUGACAAAGAAACCAUCAGAAAUGACAAAAUCAAAUUUCCCUGAAAAAGGCAAUACCUUGUGUAGUCAGUGGUAAUGUCAAGAGUGGGUGGGGAUAAUUUUCCCAGUCUAUCUUUACCAAACUGUAGGCUACCUAAUUCAUCUAACAAUAAUUGAAAAUUUAUUGGGUUGGUCUUUCAGCAUGUUUAGAAGAAAGAAGCACUGAAAUGUUACAUAAAGUGACAUACUCUUAAGUUAAACAUUAAAAGAGCAUAGUCUAAAAAUUUUGUUAUUUUCAUUCCUAUAUAUUAUAACUUUUUAGUAUGGGGUGUGGAACCAAGGCGUAACCUCUCAGUACUUGCUAAUACUGACUGUGACAUUGCAAUUUUCGUUAAAGGAUUGGAACUGUUAAAUAUCUAAAAUCAUAGUCAAUAGACUUAACUAACUUGAAUUGUUUUGUUGGUCAUUGAAAGGGAUAAAGUUGCCAUCUAGUGCUUAUCGAUUUGUUCUUACAGUGUCUAUCU
Rhopilema esculentum is the source of this 2079-nucleotide messenger RNA. Its product is annotated as LYR motif-containing protein 5A. Gene Ontology annotation, biological process: respiratory electron transport chain. The record is from RefSeq and is a predicted model, not a curated record. Gene Ontology annotation, cellular component: mitochondrion. Lineage: Eukaryota; Metazoa; Cnidaria; Scyphozoa; Rhizostomeae; Rhizostomatidae. Gene Ontology annotation, molecular function: deUFMylase activity.